Molecule: messenger RNA, 1759 nt
Organism: Coregonus clupeaformis (lake whitefish)
Lineage: Eukaryota; Metazoa; Chordata; Actinopteri; Salmoniformes; Salmonidae
Product: zinc finger and BTB domain-containing protein 47-like
Biological process (GO): regulation of transcription by RNA polymerase II
Cellular component (GO): nucleus
Molecular function (GO): DNA-binding transcription factor activity, RNA polymerase II-specific; RNA polymerase II cis-regulatory region sequence-specific DNA binding; protein binding
Source: RefSeq, a predicted model, not a curated record
GUAGAGAAGACAUCAGACUUCCCGUCAGCUGAGUUCUCUGUGGUGGAGGAUGUUGCUCUUCACUUCACCUGUUUGAUGGACAGGUUGAAUGAGCAGCGUCUCUUCCAGCCUGACCUCUGUGACGUGGACAUAGUGUUGGUGCGCCAGCGCAGUACCUUCUCUGCCCACAAGGGGGUGCUGGCGGCCUACAGCCCCUUCUUCCACUCCCUGUUCUCCCAGAGCAAGCAGCUGCGCCGGGUCGACCUGUCUCUGGAUGCCCUCAGCUCCCAGGGCCUGCAGCAGAUCCUUAACUUCAUCUACACCUCCCGUCUGUUGGUCAGCAGCCGUAGCGUCAGAGACGUGCUCAACGCCGCCACCCUGCUGCAGAUGAUGGACAUCGCAGCUUCUUGCCGUGACCUCAUCAGCAGCCAAUCGUUAAGGGCCGCGGUAGACAACCUGGCCAAUCAGGAUGGCCUCAGUGACCCUAAUUCCAUGACAAUGACCCCUGGAAGUCAGCUGUACCGGGAGAUCAAGCAGGAGGCGGAGUUAGGGAGGGCGGAGUUAGAAAGGGUGUACACUCGGGAGGGGAACAGCCCUUUCUCUGUGAGGGUGGAGGACGGACCUGGAGAGAGCCAGCAGCAUCACCCUGCCUCCUCCCAGUCCCAGGCCAAGCAGUACUACUUCCAACAAGAGGACAGAGAGAGUGGGGGAGGAGGAGGGAGGGGUCUGUUUAAGCUGGAGGGGGGCGGGGAGCAGAUCAUCGUAGAGGUCAACCUCAACAACCAGACACUCAACGUCUCCAAGGGGUCAGAGAGCAAGGCUGUCGCCACGUAUACCACCGCCACUGCCAUGUUCACCCGCUCCCAUGGUGACCAGAGGGAGGAGGAGGACAAGGAAGAGGAUGAUGAUGAUGAUGAUGAUGGGGAGGUCGGGGAGGUCGGGGAGGAGGAGCAGAGAGGGAAAGAGGAGAAGAUGGGGAACAGCAGCGAAGAGGAGGAAGAGGAGGAAGAGGAGGAGAACAAUGAUAUGAACAUACCAGCAGAGUCUAUUAUGAUGAACAGAACCCUGGCGGUUGCCACCACAACCGUCUCCAUGCGGCAGACCCUUGGUGAUGCCACCCUUGCCAACCUUCACCAGGGGAGGAAGAGGAAGCAGAACCCUGAGAGCGUAGGUCAGAUGGUCAGACUGGAAGAGAAACAACAGUUCCACUGUAAGAAAUGUCCCCGGGUCUUCAACAACCGCUGGUACCUAGAGAAACACAUGAACGUCACUCACAACCGCAUGCAGAUCUGCAACAAGUGUGGAAAACGCUUCCUUCUGGAGAGUGAACUACUACUUCACCAUCAGACCAACUGUGAGAAGAGCAUACAGUGUGCAACGUGUGGCAAGGCUUUUAAGAAGCUCUGGUCUCUCCAUGAACACAACAAGAUCGUCCACGGUUACGCUGAGAAGAAGUUCUGCUGUGAGAUCUGUGAGAAGAAGUUCUACACCAUGGCCCACGUCAGGAAGCACAUGGUCGCCCACACCAAGGACAUGCCGUUCACCUGUGAGACGUGUGGGAAGUCAUUCAAGCGCGGCAUGUCCCUAAAGGUUCACUCUCUACAACACUCUGGAGAGAAGCCCUUCAAGUGUGAGAACUGUAAUGAGCGGUUCCAGUAUAAAUAUCAGCUGCGAUCCCACAUGUCCAUCCACAUCGGACACAAGCAGUUCAUGUGCCAGUGGUGUGGCAAAGACUUCAACAUGAAGCAGUACUUUGAUGAACACAUGAAGACACACACUG